This is a messenger RNA of Penicilliopsis zonata CBS 506.65, 2098 nucleotides long. RefSeq lists its product as hypothetical. Gene Ontology annotation, biological process: regulation of DNA-templated transcription. The record is from RefSeq and is a predicted model, not a curated record. NCBI's taxonomy places the organism in Eukaryota, Fungi, Ascomycota, Eurotiomycetes, Eurotiales, Aspergillaceae. Bases 394 to 1704 code for a protein of 436 amino acids. The transcript is spliced from 3 exons. Gene Ontology annotation, molecular function: sequence-specific DNA binding; zinc ion binding.
AUCAAUCUUAGCUGAAAUGAAACGCGGAGAUCAAUAUUAGCUGACGAUACCUCUCCUCAUCGGCACUGCAAAUUCGGGGCUCCCCAGCCUUACUUACACCUGGAAACGUCAGUCAUACGACAUCAGAAGAUGGCGGAAGUUGUCCUCACAUGAUAGAAACCACAGUAGGAGUGACCCCCAGCUAAUAAAACCAGCCGAUGGUCAACAACAGAGUCAAAACCCGAUGUCAAAAGCGAGCACAGCUGCCUGGAGCCUUCCUUUGCCUCAGCUGCGCGUCCAAGACGGAAAGACGCGGGGCAGGCGGCGCGAAAGCACGUGCCAGGCCCGGCGGUACAACACCAGGUACUAAGUGUCCUUACUAAGUCAACUCAGUACUAUGGAGGCGUUAGACAAAUGAACUUUCUCAUUCUGAACCAAACAAUCCAGCGUCAGCACAUGAGACAGGCUAACUACAUGGUUAUAGCAGGGACUUUGAGCGCUUGUGAGUUCACGAGAUUUACGCCGCUGUACUCAGAUCGCCACAGAGACGUCUUUUUUUCGCAGGGAUCCGACGGCCUCGAUCUGAUCGCGAUGGAGACCCAAGGUAUCUCACGAUCGCUCACCAACCUCGGGAUCCAUGGCGCCGAUGCGACGGGGUACUCCGACUACAGUCAAGGGCCAAGCUGGACCCAGCGCGUCAUGGACGAGAUGAAAGACAUGUUACUGAUUCUGAACGCCGAGGGUCGGAUCGCCUAUUCUUCCUUAUCGUGUAAGCUUCUCACAGGGCAUUCUGUGGAGCAGCUCACGGGCCAAUUUAUCUCGUCAUUUCUCCACGAACACGACAAGGCCACGUUCGCUCGCGAGUUGGAGGAGGCCAUUGCGUCCGGGCGACCGUUGCGCCUCCAUUUCCGGUUCGGUCAGCCCAGCAGUGCAUUCUCUAUUCUGGAAGCUUACGGUCACCCGCAUAUCGCGCGACAGCCUGUGGAUCUAGGAAAUGGGAAAACAGGCAAACGGUGCGAUGGUGUGUUCUUGAUAUGUCGGCCGUAUACCACCAAAACAUCGCAGUUGCUGGACUCUUUCCUGGAGCACAAGAUGGAGAACAUUCGCCUGUGCCAGAGGAUUGCUGAUUUGAAACGCGAAGAGGAGGAAGAUGCCAAAGCGAUCCGUCUGUUCUCGAGACAAGAUUCUGGAGACCAUCAAGCUCUAGCAGCCCGCCAACGCCGCGCUUCCGUUCCCUCGUCCGAGUCGACGCUCUCGCAUACCAAUAUCCAUUCCAGUAGCGCCGCUACCGAAAUCAGUGGGCCGCAAUCAGAUCUGGUAGCGAUUCAACCCGGCGCAGACGACAUGGACUCUGACUCUUCAUCGACCGACAAUGUCGCGGACAAGGCCCCCCCGGCAGAGGAGUUUACCCACAUCGACGGCAUCGAAGUCAUCACUGGCCUCCGCUAUGGAGACGGCGAGCGCUCGCAGGGUCUCAGUACAGGCGACCGACGCGGCCGCCUAGUGCAGUAUGACAUCGAUAUCACGACAGCCUCCGACCAGCAUAACCGCAGCUCCCAGGAGCACAACCGUAGGAAAAAGGUCAAGGCAGGCUACAUGUGUGCAGACUGUGGCACCUACGACUCUCCCGAGUGGCGGAAAGGCCCCAAGGGGCCCAAGACUCUUUGUAACGCUUGCGGGUUACGCUGGUCCAAAAAGGAGAAAAAGCGCCACCGAUCAAGCUAGAGAACUGAUGAACCCAUCUUUUCCUUUCUAUCUAUAUUACUUUUCACUUCUUGAGUUUUUGUCUCACAAUCCAAAGAUACCCCAUAGUUAUGUUCUACCUUUACUUCAGUGUUCAGCUAAUGUUUCUCUAUGCCUCUGAACCGGACAUAUUUUGUUAUGGUGUCUCUAAGAUGCACGCCUUGUGCUAUAUAUACUUCGGGGAUCAAACCGCUCUUCUUCAUUCUUGAAAAAUUCUUCAAGAAUUUUUGAAUCUUCUUCUUGGGUUUGGUUAUUGGGCUUCCGGCUAAUGGAAGGGAGAUGAGUUUCACGGAUCAUUAAAUUGUGUGUCUCACGUUCAAGUCGAACGCUAUACCCCUAUGUAAUGAAAAUCUAGAAUGGGAAAAACAAUCGUGCU